AUGAUCGACGAGGGUUCAGCUAUUUCAUUAAUAGAGGAGAGUGUAGCAAGCCGCUUGGGUCUAAGAGGUCGCAGGCAACCACUAACGUUGCAAUGGUACGGGCAGAAGUGUACUACAGAAGAAUCGGCGAAGGUUAAUCUAGAUGUAAGAUGCAGAGAUAGACCAGCAACCUACAGCCUUCGCAACGUGUGCACUAUCCGUAGCCUAGACUUGCCAGUACAGUCCUUCAAGAAGUUCCAUUACGCCCACUUCGAGCCAUUGCCAUUGGAAGAUUAUCACGAAGUUAAGCCAUCGUUGUUGUUAGGUCUCGACAACACGUCAUUGAGUGUGCCAUCUGCGACCGUGAAGGCCGAUAGCGAAAGUCCAGUGGCCAUUAAUACUAAAUUGGGCUGGAUAGCAUACGGGCCGACCAGAGCAGCAGUGCAAGCACCGGUAGUUCUACAUAUCCGCGAGAAAAGCAGCCUUACGUCUUUGCACGAACUAGUUACCGAAUAUUUUGCAGCAGAUAACUUUGGAGUUAAUGGAUCAUCAAAGCUUCUAGAGUCUGAAGAGAAUGAAAGGGCGCGCCAGAUGCUGCAGGCCAACACACGUCGAGUCGGUAAGCGGUUCGAAGCUGGAUUACUAUGGCGUACUAUCCCACCAAAACUUCCACACAGCUAUCAGAUGGCCUAUAAACGACUGCUAGGUAUAGAGAAGAAAAUGCGAUUUGACUCAGAAUUUGCCGCUAAAUACAAAAAAGAAAUCGCGAAGUACAUAGAAAACGGUUACGCUAGAAGGAUUCCCGACGAUGAAGAGUGUAUCGACACAGGUUUUAAGUGGUAUUUACCUCAUUUCGCAGUGCAAAAUCUGCACAAGCCCGGAAAAAUGAGAAUCGUGUUUGAUGCAGCCGCCAAAGUAAAUGGUAUAGCUUUAAAUUCCGCCUUGAUAAAAGGUCCUGAACAUGCUAAGCCAUUAUUAGACAUAUUGUUCAGAUUCCGCGAGGGAGCAGUCGCAGUAGCAGCAGACAUCCGUGAAAUGUUUUCACAGGUGCUGAUAAAGCAGCAAGAUCAACAAGCGCAAAGGUUCUUGUGGCGCGAUGGAAACCAUCUUCAACCGGUACAACAGUACGUCAUGCAGUCGAUGGUGUUUGGUGCCAUAUGUUCACCUUGCAUAGCAGAAUAUGUUAAAAAUAAGAACGCAGAAGAAUUCCGCCAGCUAUAUCCCGACGCCGUUGCAGCAAUAAUAAAUAGUCAUUAUGUUGAUGAGUUCGUAGCCAGUUUUAGAGAUCAACAAGAAGCCGAAAGAAUUUGUCGAGAGGUCGUAUUCAUCCACGCCGAAGGAGGUUUUCAACUGAGGUCUUUUGUGUCGAACAUCAGAGAUAUCGAGGUCAGCCUGAACAAAGAACCAAGAACAGUAUCACAGCCAGUAAGCUUAGAAAGCGUAACCAACCACGAAAAGAUAUUGGGAAUGUAUUGGAAUAUGGCAACGGACUCGUUCGAAUUCCAAUUCAAGUUUCAUCGUAUCCAGAAACCAGUAUUAGAGGGAAUACGAGCACCAACGAAGCGUGAACUGCUGAGCAUAAUCAUGACAGUCUUUGAUCCGUUUGGUAUUCUCGCAGAUUUUCUACUAUUUGCCAAAGUACUGAUACAAGAAGUAUGGAAAAGCCGCAUUGAGUGGGACGAAGUGAUUCCAGAUAAACUUCAAAACAAAUGGUUUGCCUGGUGGGGCGAGUUUAAACGCGUUAACGAAGUCCGGAUCAGACGUUGGUAUUCGCCUCAAUUGCAAGCAGCCGUAUCGAUUCAGCUACACAUAGUAGUAGACGCCAGCCAAGUUGCAUUCGCCGCCGCUGGUUAUUUUCGAGUCACCAGUGCAGAAAAUUGUGAGGUCACAUUUGUAGCCGGUAAAACCCGAGGUGCACCUCAAAAGCUCUUGUCCGUGCCAAGAUUGGAACUGCAGGCAGCAGUAUUAGGCGUGCGAUUGGCCAAACUAAUCUGCCAUGGUCAUAGCAUUCAGCUUGACGCGACAAUUUACUGGUCCGAUUCACAAACAGUGCUACAUUGGGUCAACUCCGAGGAGAGAAAUUUUAAGCCCUUCGUCGGACAUCGCAUCGCCGAAAUACUAUCGUCGUCUACGCCUCCUCAGUGGCGCUGGAUACCUACUGAGAAAAAUACUACUGAUAUUGCUACUCGGCCAAGAUGGCCCCCGAAGGUCGAGAUGUGCAGUUCAUGGUUGCGAGGUCCAGAGUUCCUACAGCAGCCUAUGGAGUGUUGGCCCAUCUUAUCCAAUAAGCCUUUACCAGACCAGCUACCAGAAGAAGUCCAGCCGUGCUUCGCCAUGCAUAUCGAAUUGAAACGGGUGAUGGCCUGGGUUCAACGAGCCACCUGCAAAUUUUUGAAGCACGUCCGUGCGCACCAGAACAACGACGAUACGCAGUCGAGCGGAGCGCUGACCGCCAGCGAACUCAAUAAAGCCGAACAAUUUAUAAUAAAAACAGUCCAGAACGAGAUUUACGCCAAAGAAGUUGCAGCGCUCAAAAACUCAGCAUGUCUCCACAAACAAAGCACCAUCUAUGCGCUAACGCCGUUCUUAGAUAAGGAGGGCAUUAUGAGGAUACAAGGUCGCAUCGACGCAGCCGCAGUUUUUCCGAUAGAAUCCAGGAAGCCGAUUUUGAUGCCGAACAAACACAUCGUCUCAACACUCAUAAUGCGCCAGUACCAUGAAAACAUGCACCACCAGAAUUCUGCCGUCAUCGUUAACGAAGCCCGCCGAAAAUAUUGGUUCCCUCACGCUAAGUCGCUGCUCAACGCAGUUCAACGCAGUUGCAACAGAUGCCGAAUCGACAAAGCUAAGCCAGCACCGCCUCUCAUGGGCCAGUUACCCGAAGACCGCGUCACACCAUACCUAAAUAGCAUAUAA
Molecule: messenger RNA, 2895 nt
Organism: Rhagoletis pomonella (apple maggot)
Lineage: Eukaryota; Metazoa; Arthropoda; Insecta; Diptera; Tephritidae
Exons: 3
Coding region: 1-2895 (964 amino acids)
Source: RefSeq, a predicted model, not a curated record